AUGAGUUCCUACAUCACUGGUUCCAACCUUCGCCCAUCGUUCUGUGGAUGACACCUUUCCUGGAUUUCAGUUCUUUCAAAGCGUUCCUGCCAGUGUCCUAAAUGGCCCUCGAAAGGGAAAAACGAGCACAGAGGGAAGCGCCAGACGGCGCCCCUGCGCAUGUGCAGUGACCCGAGGCGGAACCGGAGCGUGGGGAUUUCGCGCCUGCGCUCGGUUGGCUUGGUGCGGCUGUGCUGGGCGGCGGCGGGAGCAUGUCAGCCCCGUUUGAGGAGCGCAGUGGGGUGGUUCCGUGCGGGACGCCCUGGGGCCAGUGGUACCAGACCUUGGAGGAGGUGUUCAUUGAAGUGCAGGUGCCGCCAGGCACACGAGCCCAGGAUAUCCAGUGCGGUCUGCAGAGCCGGCACGUGGCCCUGGCCGUGGGCGGCCGCGAGAUCCUCAAGGGCAAACUCUUUGAUUCUACAAUAGCUGAUGAGGGAACCUGGACUUUGGAGGAUAGAAAAAUGGUUCGUAUCGUUCUUACAAAGACAAAGAGAGAUGCGGCAAAUUGUUGGACUUCUCUUCUAGAAUCUGAAUAUGCAGCUGAUCCUUGGGUACAAGACCAAAUGCAGAGAAAACUUACAUUAGAGAGAUUCCAGAAAGAAAAUCCCGGUUUUGACUUCAGUGGAGCAGAAAUCUCAGGAAACUACACUAAAGGUGGACCAGAUUUUUCAAACCUUGAGAAAUAAAUGCUGGUUUUUUUUUUUUUUUUUUUUUUUUUUUUGCUACAUUCUGUGGAUCCUAGCAGAUGUUGCCAACUGAAAGAAACAGAUGAUGUGCUAGAAGAAAAAUACGGAUGCUUACAGUUAAAUUGCAAAAUACAUUUAAAUAUGGUUUUAAAAAUUGCAUUUAAAUAUGAUUUACAUAGGAAAUGCAUAAUGGGAACUGUGGACAUAUGGUAAUUUUUUUGAACUUAUUUUUGCUCAGCAUGGAGUUUUAUAUGCUACAUUUUACCAGUUUCAUAUUUAAAUGCAUUUUUACUAUAAAAAACAUUGGGGUACAGAUCAUAUUAAAUGAAAGGGUGCCUUCAGGGAAAAUUAAUUUUUCUUUUGGUAAGUGUGAUGCAGGAAUAAUGUUCAAUAAACAUUUUCAGAAAGAGGAUCAUACGAUCUAAGUACACUAAUUCACUCAAGUACUGAAAAAAAAUUUUUAACAACAAAAAAUUCCAAAGAUAUUUUGGAUAGUAAUGUUAAGAGUAAAUGAAAAUUUCUUAAUGAGAACAUUAUGUCAAGAAAUUGAAAAAUAGUUAAAGGCUAAUUAUUAAUACAAAUGAGAAGUAUUAAUACAACAGAGAAGCAGCUAAGUUUUUAUGGUUAUUGGACUUGUCAUUUGUAGUGGCAGAUGCAAAUUUAGGUCACUGUUAAGCAGUGGCAUUAUUUUGAUUCAGAAAUAUAGAUAGGGAUUUUCGUUGUUUCUUGUUUUGUUUUUGGUAAUGGGGAUUGCACCCAGGGGUGUGCUCUACUGCUGAGCUGCAUCCACAGCAUUUUUUUUUUUCCCUCUAAGACACAGGGCCUCACUAAGUUGCCCUGCUGGCCUCAAACUUGUGAUCCUCCUGCCUCAGCCUUGGGAAUUACAGGUAUUACAGGUGUGUGCUACUGUCCCUGGCUAUAUAGGAAUUUUCUGUUGAGAUUUUCUUUCAUCCUGUGUGUUUUUUUUUUUUUAAAGGAUUCUCAAAUGUAUAGCAAAUUUAUAAGUAAAGUACACAGAAUUUAUUUCUUCCUGAGCCAUUUGUAAAUAAAUUGAAGAGAUGAUU
Sciurus carolinensis (gray squirrel) is the source of this 1789-nucleotide messenger RNA. It is a transcript of the gene Nudcd2, whose product is annotated as NudC domain containing 2. Lineage: Eukaryota; Metazoa; Chordata; Mammalia; Rodentia; Sciuridae. Bases 252 to 725 code for a protein of 157 amino acids. The record is from RefSeq and is a predicted model, not a curated record. Gene Ontology annotation, cellular component: cytoplasm. Gene Ontology annotation, biological process: protein folding. The transcript is spliced from 4 exons.